Molecule: messenger RNA, 1446 nt
Organism: Vittaforma corneae ATCC 50505
Lineage: Eukaryota; Fungi; Microsporidia; Nosematidae
Exons: 1
Coding region: 1-1446 (481 amino acids)
Biological process (GO): cell division
Molecular function (GO): protein binding
Source: RefSeq, a predicted model, not a curated record
AUGAAUGACGUGGGUGAAAUGACAAAACUGGGAUUUGCAUUUUUAAACCAUGAACUGUACUGGUCCUCCCUCCUUAUAGCACAAAGCACACUGCCCAACUCUUCUAUACCUGAUUAUUUCCUUAUCUUAAAGUCUCUCUUACACCUGGGCUUUCACAAGGAGAUCCAGAGGAUUGUAGAACUCAACACAGACUUAUUGAAGAUCCAGGAAAUAAAGCUUCUCUACGUCAGAUCUGGAAAGGAAUCAUCCGUUCAACCAAUCACCAACGUGCAAGUGCCCACUUUUGAUACGCUGGACAGUACCUCAGUCGAGCUACUCUUCACAGCCUUGUCAAAGAAGGAACUACUCAGAAAGCAACAGUUUGUACUAUCGUUUGAACGGGACAGUAGAAAUAUUGAGCCCUUGAUAUAUCUUUAUAAGGAAUCGCUAUGCAAUUUCAAGGAAAUGGCUGCCCUUAUCGACAAAAUACCCAAUACUCAUCUCAGGAGUAUUAUGAGUGCUCUAAUAUCAGGGGAUGUAUCGAUUGAUAAUAUUGUCUGUCCAUUAGUAAUCUGCUCUUUGGCCUAUAAAACUCUCUUCGAACGGGAGAUGAUGAGCGGCAGUGCUCUUUUAUUCAGAGUAUGUGUCAGAAAUCUUGAUCUGUUCGGCGACUGUGAGUUUAUUUAUCUGGGAAUGGGAAUGUACUACUUGGCAAAGGAAAAGUAUAAAGAGGCCCUAAGCUGUUUUUACAAAGCAAUAGAAAUUAACAAGAACUUGGGGCCUGGUCAUCUCUUGGCAGGAAUUUGCCACUCGAAGCUGAAGGAGACUGAGUAUGCAGUUAAAGUUCUAAACAAUGCCUACUCCAUUAUGAGCUCAUCGUAUAUCCCGGCAUAUUGCCUGGCGUAUGAGUACCAGUUAAUGAAUAACAUACCAAAGGCAAAACACUAUUUCAAAAGAAGUAUUAGUCUUAUGGAGGAUUCGCUAGCUAUAAACGAAGUCCCAAAAAAUAAGAAACAUAGAUCCAUACGGCAAGAGACAUCUAGCAUUGAUAAUAUUUAUGGAAAGCCCACAGACUACAGAGUAAUCUAUUCGUUUAUUUACUGUCUAAUCUACAAUGAGGAGUAUGAGGAGGCCAUGAGGUAUCUUGAGUUAUUUAGUAUAAAGAAUAUUUUGAAGGUGUUUUGCCUUCUCUUUACUGGUAAGCUGGAAGAGGCAAGAGCUUCGCUGGAGGAGUGUGAGAAGAACAGCUACUAUUUUGUCUGCAAGGGAUUUAUCUGCCACCUGAUUGAUGAUCUUGAAAAUGCAAUACAAAACUAUGAAAAGAGCCUCGCGUUUGGAGCAAACUCUGUCAUAGAAAGCUUAUUGAAUAUGGCAUAUGAAAACAAGGUAAAUUCCAGACCAAACAGAGCUUUUGACUAUUCAAACUGCUUGUUUGAGUCAUUUGGAUUCAAAAAGAGGAUAUUUUGA